Molecule: messenger RNA, 531 nt
Organism: Rhipicephalus sanguineus (brown dog tick)
Lineage: Eukaryota; Metazoa; Arthropoda; Arachnida; Ixodida; Ixodidae
Product: astacin-like metalloprotease toxin 4
Exons: 3
Coding region: 1-531 (176 amino acids)
Biological process (GO): proteolysis
Molecular function (GO): zinc ion binding; metalloendopeptidase activity
Source: RefSeq, a predicted model, not a curated record
AUGAAGAAGACGUGUAUACGCUUCGUCUCUCGGGCCGACCAGACCGACUAUGUCCACCUUAUAGACGGUGGAGGAUGUUACUCGCACCUCGGCCGCAUUGGCGGUCUACAGCCGUUGUCCUUGGGCUACGGCUGCCUCUACAAUGGCACAGUGGCCCACGAGUUGCUGCACGCGGCUGGCUUCUACCACGAGCAUUCACGCCCCGACCGCGACGACUACAUCGAUGUCUUCCCAGAGAACGUGAUACGGGAGUUUGAGUUCGAGUUCAGGACGAUACAGCCCAGAAGAAUUCUCUUGAUGACGGCAUUCGACUACAACUCGGUCAUGCUGUAUGGCUCGGAUUCAUUUUCCCGCCGUCCUGGCCUCCCCACCAUACUAAAAAAGGACGGUAGCAGGCUCCCGGAUGUCUACGCUAAGCCCGGGCUAAGCGAAAUUGAUAUCACUCGCAUUAACAUCCUCUACAACUGCACAGCACCACGAAGUCAUAUGCGACUCGUUUUGUUCAACGAGAAGUAUAUUUCAUUAAAUUAG